Molecule: messenger RNA, 10609 nt
Organism: Jaculus jaculus (lesser Egyptian jerboa)
Lineage: Eukaryota; Metazoa; Chordata; Mammalia; Rodentia; Dipodidae
Gene: Plxna2
Product: plexin A2
Exons: 32
Coding region: 197-5881 (1894 amino acids)
Biological process (GO): regulation of cell migration; regulation of GTPase activity; regulation of cell shape
Cellular component (GO): semaphorin receptor complex
Molecular function (GO): protein binding; semaphorin receptor activity
Source: RefSeq, a predicted model, not a curated record
AUGUGGACCUGCAGUCCCAGUGACGCCGUGAGGGCCGGGACUGGGCGCGCGGCGCCGUGGCGGCCGGCGGCCAAAGCCGACUGAGCCGGGACGCGAGGACCGACCGCCGUCGCCGAGCCGGAACCAUGUGAGGGCUAACCCAGGGAACUGGAACAGCACACAGAGUACCAGUCUCUCUGGCCUCACCCUACUCGGGAUGGAGCAAAGGAGGACCCAGCUUUGGGCCACACAGGCUGACAGUUGGUCUGUGGUCCUAGUCUCAGUGGCUUGGCUGCUUCUGGCCCCCAGCGCCUCUGGCAUGCCUCAGUUCAAUACCUUCCACUCUGAGAACCGUGACUGGACAUUCAAUCACUUGACUGUGCACCAGGGGACAGGGGCCGUGUAUGUGGGAGCCAUCAACAGGGUUUACAAGCUGACAGGCAACUUGACUAUCCAGGUGGCCCACAAAACAGGGCCAGAAGAGGACAACAAGGCCUGCUACCCACCCCUGAUAGUGCAGCCCUGCAGCGAGGUGCUCACGCUCACCAACAAUGUCAACAAGCUACUGAUCAUUGAUUACUCUGAGAACCGCCUGCUGGCCUGUGGCAGCCUCUACCAGGGCGUCUGCAAACUGCUGCGGCUGGAUGACCUCUUCAUCCUGGUGGAGCCUUCCCACAAGAAGGAACACUACCUGUCUAGCGUCAACAAGACAGGCACCAUGUACGGUGUGAUCGUGCGCUCUGAGGGUGAGGAUGGCAAGCUCUUCAUUGGCACGGCUGUAGAUGGCAAACAGGAUUAUUUUCCCACCCUGUCCAGCCGGAAGCUGCCCCGAGACCCUGAGUCCUCUGCCAUGCUGGACUAUGAGCUCCAUAGUGAUUUUGUGUCCUCUCUCAUUAAGAUUCCCUCUGAUACCCUGGCCCUGGUCUCCCACUUUGACAUCUUCUACGUCUAUGGCUUUGCCAGUGGGAGCUUUGUCUACUUCCUCACUGUCCAGCCAGAGACUCCUGACGGUGUAGCCAUCAACUCAGCAGGGGACCUCUUCUACACCUCACGCAUUGUUCGUCUCUGCAAGGAUGACCCCAAGUUCCACUCCUAUGUGUCACUUCCCUUUGGCUGCAUGCAUGCUGGGGUGGAAUACCGCCUCCUGCAGGCUGCUUACCUCGCCAAGCCUGGUGAUGCUCUGGCCCAGGCCUUUAACAUCAGUAGCCACGAUGAUGUGCUCUUUGCCAUUUUCUCCAAAGGACAGAAACAAUAUCACCAUCCACCCGAUGACUCUGCCCUCUGUGCCUUCCCCAUCCGGGCCAUCAACUUGCAGAUCAAGGAGCGUCUGCAAUCUUGCUAUCAAGGCGAGGGCAACCUGGAGCUCAACUGGCUUCUGGGAAAAGAUGUGCAAUGCACUAAAGCGCCUGUACCCAUCGAUGAUAACUUUUGUGGACUGGACAUCAACCAGCCUCUUGGAGGCUCCACUCCAGUGGAGGGCCUCACCCUGUAUACCACCAGCCGGGACCACCUCACCUCUGUGGCCUCCUACGUUUACAAUGGCUACAGUGUGGUUUUUGUGGGGACUAAGAGUGGCAAACUAAAAAAGAUUCGAGCUGAUGGCCCCCCCCAUGGUGGGUUCCAGUAUGAGAUGGUCUCUGUGUUCAAAGAUGGGAGCCCCAUCCUCCGUGACAUGGCCUUUUCCAUUGAUCAGCGCUACCUGUAUGUCAUGUCCGAGAGACAGGUCACCAGGCUCCCAGUGGAGUCAUGCGAACAGUACACAACUUGUGGAGAGUGCCUAAGCUCAGGGGACCCCCAUUGUGGCUGGUGUGCCUUGCACAACAUGUGCUCCCGUAAGGACAAGUGUCAGCGGGCCUGGGAAGCAAAUCGAUUCGCUGCCAGCAUCAGCCAGUGCAUGAGCCUUGAGGUACACCCCAGCAGCAUCUCUGUGUCUGAGCACAGCCAGCUGCUCAGCCUGGUUGUCAGUGAUGCUCCUGACCUGUCAGCUGGCAUUUUCUGUUCCUUUGGGAACCUGACUGAAGUGGAGGGUCAGGUUUCUGGGAACCAGAUCAUCUGUGCCUCUCCUGGGCUUAAGGAUGUUCCUGUCAUUCCCCUGGACCAAGACUGGUUUGGCCUAGAACUGCAGCUGAGGUCCAAGGAGACAGGAAAGACAUUUGUCAGCACAGAGUUCAAGUUCUACAACUGCAGUGCCCAUCAACUGUGCCUGUCCUGUGUCAACAGUGCCUUCCGUUGCCACUGGUGCAAGUACCGCAACCUCUGCACACAUGAUCCCACCACCUGCUCUUUCCAGGAGGGCCGGAUCAAUAUUUCAGAGGACUGUCCCCAGCUGGUACCCACAGAGGAGAUUCUGAUCCCAGUCGGUGAGGUCAAGCCAAUCACUCUUAAGGCCCGAAACCUGCCCCAGCCCCAGUCUGGCCAGCGAGGCUACGAGUGCGUCCUCAACGUCCAGGGGGCUGUCCAUCGCGUUCCUGCCCUGCGCUUCAACAGCUCCAGUGUCCAGUGUCAGAACAGCUCAUACCAGUAUGAUGGGAUGGACAUCAGCAACCUGGCAGUGGACUUUGCUGUGGUGUGGAAUGGAAACUUCAUUAUUGACAAUCCUCAAGACCUGAAAGUGCACCUCUACAAGUGUGCAGCCCAGCGAGAAAGCUGUGGCCUCUGCCUCAAGGCCGAACGCAAGUUCGAGUGUGGCUGGUGCAGUGGUGAGCGCAGAUGCACACUCCGCCAGCACUGCCCCAGCCCCUCCAGCCCCUGGCUUGACUGGUCCAGCCACAAUGUGAAGUGCUCCAACCCCCAGAUCACUGAGAUUUUGACAGUGUCAGGACCACCUGAAGGUGGGACUCGUGUGACCAUCCAUGGUGUGAACCUGGGCCUGGACUUCUCCGAGAUCGCUCACCACGUGCAGGUGGCUGGGGUGCCCUGCACGCCACUCCCGGGGGAAUACAUCAUCGCUGAGCAGAUUGUCUGUGAGAUGGGCCACGCCCUCGUGAGCACCAGCUCGGGGCCUGUGCGCCUGUGCAUUGGGGAGUGCAAGCCAGAGUUCAUGACCAAGUCCCAUCAGCAGUAUACCUUUGUGAACCCUUCUGUGCUAUCACUCAGCCCUGUUCGGGGACCAGAGUCAGGGGGCACCAGGGUGACUGUCACAGGCCAUUACCUUGGAGCUGGGAGCAGUGUGGCUGUGUACCUGGGCAACCAGACCUGCGAAUUCUAUGGGAGAUCAAUGAAUGAGAUUGUGUGUGUGUCACCCCCAUCAUCUAAUGGGCUGGGCCCAGUCCCUGUUUCUGUGAGUGUCGACAGAGCUCGGGUGGAUAGCAGCCUGCAGUUUGAGUACAUAGAUGACCCUCGGGUCCAGCGCAUUGAGCCGGAAUGGAGCAUUACCAGUGGUCACACGCCCCUGACCAUCACAGGCUUCAACCUGGAUGUCAUUCAGGAGCCAAGGAUUCGAGUCAAGUUUAAUGGCAAAGAAUCUGUCAAUGUGUGCACAGUGGUUAACACAACCACCCUCACCUGUCUGGCACCCUCUCUGACUACUGACUACCGUCCAGGCUUAGACACUGUGGAGCGGCCAGAUGAAUUUGGGUUUCUCUUUAACAAUGUGCAGUCCUUGCUUAUCUACAAUGACACCAAGUUCAUCUACUAUCCCAACCCAACCUUUGAACUGCUCAGCCCCACUGGGAUCUUGGAUCAGAAGCCAGGAUCACCAAUCAUCCUGAAGGGUAAAAACCUCUGCCCUCCUGCCUCUGGAGGAGCCAAGUUAAACUACACAGUACUGAUUGGAGAGACGCCUUGUGCCGUGACUGUGUCUGAGACCCAGCUCCUCUGCGAGCCCCCCAACCUUACAGGGCAGCACAAGGUCAUGGUCCACGUGGGCGGGAUGGUGUUCUCACCUGGCUCGGUGAGUGUCAUCUCCGACAGCUUGCUGACCCUGCCAGCCAUUGUCAGCAUCGCAGCCGGUGGCAGCCUCCUCCUCAUCAUUGUCAUCAUCGUCCUUAUCGCCUAUAAGCGCAAGUCACGAGAAAAUGACCUGACGCUCAAGCGGCUCCAGAUGCAGAUGGACAACUUGGAGUCCCGAGUGGCACUGGAGUGUAAGGAAGCAUUUGCUGAGCUUCAGACAGACAUCAAUGAACUAACCAGUGACCUGGAUCGCUCAGGAAUCCCCUACCUGGACUACCGUACCUAUGCCAUGAGAGUACUAUUUCCGGGCAUCGAGGACCACCCCGUCCUUCGGGAGCUGGAGGUGCAAGGGAAUGGACAGCAGCAUGUAGAGAAAGCCUUGAAGCUAUUUGCCCAACUCAUCAACAACAAAGUGUUCCUGCUGACUUUCAUCCGCACACUCGAGGCCCAGCGCAGCUUCUCCAUGCGUGAUCGUGGCAACGUGGCCUCACUCAUCAUGACUGGCCUUCAGGGCCGCCUGGAGUAUGCCACUGAUGUCCUCAAGCAGCUGCUGUCUGACCUCAUUGACAAGAACCUGGAGAACAAGAACCACCCCAAGCUGCUUCUCCGCAGGACUGAAUCUGUGGCUGAGAAGAUGCUGACCAACUGGUUUGCCUUCCUGCUUCACAAGUUCCUGAAGGAGUGCGCCGGGGAGCCACUCUUCAUGCUGUACUGUGCCAUCAAGCAACAGAUGGAGAAGGGUCCCAUUGAUGCCAUCACAGGCGAAGCCCGCUACUCCCUAAGCGAGGACAAACUCAUCCGGCAGCAGAUUGAAUACAAAACCCUGAUCCUGAACUGCGUCAACCCUGACAACGAGAACAGCCCAGAAAUCCCGGUGAAGGUGUUAAACUGUGACACCGUCACGCAGGUCAAGGAGAAGAUACUCGAUGCUGUCUAUAAGAACGUGCCCUACUCCCAGCGGCCGAGGGCCGUCGACAUGGACCUGGAGUGGCGCCAAGGCCGUAUUGCCCGGGUAGUGCUGCAGGACGAGGACAUCACCACCAAGAUCGAAGGUGACUGGAAGCGACUCAACACACUGAUGCAUUACCAGGUGUCAGAAAGAUCUGUGGUGGCUCUGGUCCCCAAGCAGACCUCUUCUUACAACAUCCCUGCCUCUGCCAGCAUCUCACGGACAUCCAUCAGCAGAUAUGACUCCUCCUUCAGGUACACUGGCAGCCCUGACAGCCUUCGAUCCCGGGUCCCCAUGAUCACCCCAGACCUGGAGAGUGGUGUCAAGGUGUGGCAUCUAGUGAAGAACCACGAGCAUGGUGACCAGAAAGAGGGUGACCGGGGCAGCAAGAUGGUGUCUGAGAUCUACCUGACCCGGCUCCUGGCCACCAAGGGCACCCUGCAGAAAUUCGUGGAUGACUUGUUUGAGACCUUAUUCAGCACUGUGCACCGGGGCAGCGCUCUCCCCUUGGCCAUCAAGUACAUGUUUGACUUCCUGGAUGAGCAAGCAGACAGACACAACAUCCAUGACACAGAUGUGCGACACACUUGGAAAAGCAACUGCCUCCCUCUACGCUUCUGGGUGAAUGUCAUCAAGAAUCCUCAGUUUGUGUUUGACAUUCACAAGGGCAGCAUUACGGAUGCCUGCCUCUCUGUGGUGGCCCAGACCUUCAUGGACUCCUGCUCCACAUCAGAGCACCGGCUGGGCAAGGACUCCCCCUCCAACAAGCUGCUCUAUGCCAAGGACAUCCCCAGCUAUAAGAGCUGGGUGGAGAGAUAUUAUGCAGACAUCGCCAAACUCCCUGCCAUUAGUGACCAGGACAUGAAUGCCUACCUCGCCGAGCAGUCCCGCCUGCAUGCCACAGAGUUCAACAUGCUGAGUGCCCUCAAUGAGAUCUACUCAUAUGUCAGCAAGUACAGUGAAGAGCUCAUUGGGGCACUAGAGCAGGAUGAGCAGGCCCGGCGGCAGCGGCUGGCCUACAAGGUGGAACAUCUCAUCAAUGCCAUGUCCAUCGAGAGCUGAGAGAAAGACCUCCUGUUCCUGGAAGAAGUACCCAUCCAAGCUGUCACACGACAGUCCCAGAAGGAAGGAUGAGUAAAGGAAACCAGGCCUCAAACCUGGCUGCCCCCAGAGAUCCCAUCCUGGGGAGAGGGCCCCUCUCCCAUCGCCAGCCAAAUUUCUUCACAGCCAGUUCCUGUGGGAAGGACAGCAAGUGUCUCCCAUCACAGAGUGUCGGACGCUAGGCAAGGAGAAGACGGCUCUUCAGCCUGAGAGGCUUGAGCCUGGAAGGUUCUGCCUCCCUGACUGCUGCUUUGCAUGAAAACUUACUUGAUGUAUAUUGAGAAAUAAUGAAAACUUUAUUUAAUUUUUUAAGAAAAAGGGAAAAAAUAGAAAUAAAACAAAACAUAAAGCUGCCCUAUCAUUCCCAUCCAACUUUUGCUUAAUCCUAAUUUCUGUCCCCUUCUUCCUGUUAUGUCUUUCCCAGUGUCAGAGAAAGUCUACAGAGAGAUGCUGAGAGGAACUGGAGUGGAAAUGCUCUCCUCUCCUUUGAACUGAAAGGAAAAGGAGUAGGAGGAAUGAGCACAAAUUCACACCAAACACUUGGGACACAGGCCAGAAAGGUCUGAAACCCACCAGGUGGAGGAGCAUGGAAAUGCAGGCCUCUGCCAAGCUGAAUGGCUCCACUUGGCCAAUAGGAAACAGCUUUCCAUGCUGCAUGCCUGUAUGUCCUCAUCAGAGAAGAAGGCUGUACUUAUUGAGGACCCAUGAUUUGUGCUAAUGUCUUUUACUUAUAUUAUUUAAUACCAAGCUUCCACAAUCAGGAGCUGGUACUUUUUCUUUUGGUUUCCCUAAAGUUAAUAUUGGAAAUGAGGGAGGUGGGCCUCUCCCAGACUGCAAAUCUCCCUCCCUGAGGGCACUGAAUGGAACCUCACAUCAGUCCCUGUUAAAAGCCAAGCAUCCAGAAGGCUUAUAGACCAAGCCUCUGAAGGUGCACUCUGGAAGUUGACCUGAAGACAUGGUGUUUGGCUUCAGAUUCCACUCCAAUUGUCCAGCAGUUUCUGGCAAUUAAAAAGAAAACUGUUUACAGCAAGCAAUACUUGAAAAGCAUGGGUUUAAUAAGCAGUGGUAUUUAUUAUUACACUUUCAUUCUCUUGUGCCUGGAGGGGGAGACCACCCCUUCACUUAUAUCCAGACAAUUCUCACCACCUAGGCACACCAUACUUGCCUCAGUGGAAAUGACUGGCAUUUACUGUCAUUUCUGCUUCUCUUGGACCUGUGGUUGUGAAGAACAGCUAUGGCUUUUUGUCAGUGCCUGCCCUUCCCUCUGUGUCCUGCUGACACCUAAAGUCCUAGAUGGCCAACUCUCUUGAGAAUAGCUUCCAAGCAAAGUCCAAAGCACCACCUUAGGUCCAGAGGAGCCAGUGGGAGUCACCCAAAGAGAAGAGCUCCACAACAGCAGGACAUUGGUGACAGGGUGACCUCAUGAACCCAAGAAGCCAGCUCUGCAUAAUCUGAAUGGGGUCAGAAGACAAAGGAGAGGCAGAGGGGUAGAGCUGGGGAGGACACAGAGGAGCCAUUGCCCCUUUCCAGCUUCUGCUUUCUAAGAAGUUGGGAAUACCAGACUACUGUGUUGGUAAGCAGGACCAGCUACCCCAGGAGAAACUGGACCAGGCUCAUUUCCUUUGCAGUUAACUCAGGCCCAGCUUUUCUAUACCCUGCUAUACCUUCAGGUAAUUCCAGUUUUCUGAGGCUCUGCUAACCACAUGGGACUCCCAGCACAAAGCAGGGGAAGGGAGCUGGGAAUGUUUCCAUCCCCUGUGUGUGACUUAAGAUCACCAUCUCAUACAUAGCAGAUGUCUCCUGGGACCUUCAGCUCCUUUCUUGCCUGAAUGCAACUGAUAAGUAGGAAGAGAAAAGCAUUCGGGAGAAUACUCAGGAUACUUGCUGAUUUCAUGAUGAUUCAUGACCAGCUAUGCCAAGGCUACAUUCUUCUGAUAGUCUACUUCUGAUAAAGUUUUGGGGUCCGAUUAAUAGCCUGGAAGAAAUACUAAUGACUGGCCUUCCACACUAAGCCAAAGUGUUUGCUCUUCACAGCACCCAAAGCCUAAAGAGCCUAAAAUUUAUGGAAAUGAAAGAAAAGAUACAAGCAAGAAGAAUGUGAGCAGGAGACUUAAUUGUCCAGGACAAAUUCCAGCCUGCCUUCAUUUUCCUUCCAAGUUCUAUUCCAAUAAAGGGUUCUUGAACCUGUACCAUGAAGUAAAAGAAAGUACAGCAUCUCUUCCAACAGUAUCUCACCUAAACCCUCUCUGUGCAUCUCCUUCAAGCAGCCACUUUUGAUGUUCUUCACUGCCCCCGAGCUGCUUCACUGAAGGUAUUUGGAGAAUGUGGAAAAAGAAGGAAGAGAUGUUGAACAGAAAAAAGUAGGGCCCACUGUGAACGGCAGCCUGAUCACAUUGCUUAGAAUUCUAUGAAAGACUUGGAAAAGGUAGCUAAGAUGGAAAAUGUAGCUAAGAUAGAAAAGGUGCCGAAAAGGCAUCCCCAAGGAAGGAAUUAAGGAAAGCUUGGCUGGACACAGGGCAGGCUAGGAUGGUGAGGGGUUGCAGUCUUGCCUCCAUUUUAGCUUCCUACCAAUCUCUACACCAAGUCUUUGCUUUAGUUUGAGCCCACAGAUUGUGGAGAUUAGGGAUUAGGGAGUAGGAUUCACCAAGAACCAAUGGAGCCCACACUCUAUGGAGGAAAUGGCAUUAGUUGGCUUUUUUUUUCCUUCCUAUUAGCCAAUUUGGGGAUAUUUUGGCCCUGUGUUUACUAAAAAAGCAUUAAAGCCACAAACUCUCCCCACAAAAAGUCAUCUCUUUGGGGGAGUCAGGAAAUCUCUCUCUAAAGUCUAUCCAGGUUUGCUUUAUUUCAUUGAUCUUUACAAAAGCCAAUUCUCUGAGAAAUUAACAGGUUCCAGAGGGUUUGCCAGUGAACUAGAUGGAGGUCAAAACCUCUGACUGAUUCUGCCACCACCCCCUGCCUCCUGCGUGGGCCUGGCACAUCUGUGUCUGAUGCCCUACCUCUUUCCACUAUGUCUCUCAAAAUCACUUCUGUUCAGCCUCUCCUUACUGAAUGCAGCUAUUGAAAGUAGGGGUGAGCUGUGAAACAUGCUGCAGGGAGCUGCAUCCAUUCAUUUGGAAAGCUUUCGUGUGCAGCAACUGUCUGUCUGCCAGGCUCUACCAGAGAUGCUGGAAAACAAGAUGAACAAAUGCAAAAAAAAAAUCCUUCUUCCAGAAAAUGUGUCUCUAGAUAAGCAGGAAAGUCCCCCACCCCCAACAUAGAAUACAGGUGCAUAGAAAAGGGACUGUAGUGAAGGAAAAAGGUCCAUCCACCCAGCUGCCUUACUUCUUCCUGAGGCAAGGCCCUCAGCAGUGCAAGCUGCAUUCAUGUCUACUCUUACCAGCUCUUUAGGCAACACUUUCCCCUACUGCUUGAGCUCCCAACUUUCUUUAAGUAUCACUAAAUGAAAAUAAGAAAUAGCAGUCAAGACCUCUGCUCCAGAUGGGCAUGGGCAGAAGCAAUGGUGAGUGUGUGAAGACAAAGAUGAGCAAUGAAAGUUGCAAGAGAAGGCUGCAAGACCCUGGCAUGUCAGUCUCUAGAUACCUCCUGAUUGCCACGUAUGUCCUCCUCAGCCUCCUGUGGUUUUAACACUGAGCCAGCAGCUGUUCUGGAGACACCCUUCUCCCCAGCCACACUGUUUCAUGGCUGAGACUCCAAGGACCUAGACACACACAGGGAAGAACUGAACCACAAAGGACCACAAGGAUGAGAAAAUGUAAAAUGUGGCCUCAAGAACCUUAGCGCAGAUGCCAUGGGAGAUGGGACCUGGGAGAUGAAGAUCAGGUGCUCCUGAUGCUUUGUCUCAGCUUGCCUCAGGAAUGUUGUUGGAGUAAACAGAGGCAUCAUUUUCCUAAUUUCACAUCAUUUGCUAUAUUGCCAUCCUUUCAACUGAUUCCCCAAAGUGACAUUUUAGCAUCUAGGGCCCAGUGAUACUCAUAAAUAAAGGUUGAAGCCUCUCUCUUGGUACUUUCUAACUAGUCUAGGGAAUGUUCCCAGAGACAAUCAAGACCACUGACUGUCAGACAUGCUCAGUCCAGUAAAUUAACUGGAGAUUCCCCCUCUCUUUCAAGAGCCCACACCUCACUCCCCCUUGCACUCCCUCCCUGCUGAGCUGGCCUUUUCCCACACUGUGCUGCCUGGCCCCUGUGGUUAUAACCUGAGGAAGUGUGAAGCUUCAAACAGAGCUCAACAAAGGUCAUCUCUGACUCUGUCUGCCUCCACAUUGGCAUCUGAGCAGAAUGAGUCUGGUCUCCACCAAACAGGACUGAAGUUCUUAACUGUAUGGGGUAGGAAGGUUCAAGCUUUUUAAUCUCCAGAGAAGAGGUGUGAGCUCAUCUGCCCUUUCCUGUAUCCUACUCAGAACCUUCCCUGUGACACACUGGAAUCUGUAUUAUAUCUAUUUUUUAAAACGUACAACUCUGGUUGUCUGGUUCUGUUGUUUUUAUAGGUGUUGUGAAAUUAUGAGAAAGUUAAGUAUUUAAAAUGUUCCAGUAAAGUGGGGGUUUUGUUAUUCUAAUAUAUUAUCAUGUACCUAUUGUAAAUAUGAAACUCCUAUUUUGCAAGCCAAGGACACAAUUUGUACUAUUGUUAUAUAUAAAUAAAGUUUACUGGAUAAAAAAAUUCUUCAAAUAAACCUGGUUGUAUGGUCACCUA